AUGACAUUUCAGGCUGGUGAGCAAGUUCUUCUAAAAGUGUCAUCCAUGAAAGGGGUGAUGAGGUUCGACAAGAAGGGCAAGUUUAGUCCUCGCUACAUCGGGCCAUUGGAGAUUCUUGACUGUGUAGGGCCAGUGGCUUAUAGGUUGACUUUACCGCCUAUCCUAUCUGGGGUCCAUCCAGUGUUUCAUGCGUCCAUGUUAAAGAAGUAUCAUGGUGACGGAGAUUACAUCAGAAAGUGGAACUCAGUUUUGUUAAACAAGGACCUUCAAUAUGAGGAGGAACCGAUUGCAAUUCUUGAUCGUGAUGUCCGGAAGCUAAGGACCAAGGAGAUUAAGUUUUACAGAAAACCUUCAUCAUUGGAAGAACUAAGAAGUCCGACAAAACUGUUGAGAUCUUCACCAAGGAAUGCUCAAAAACUUCGAUUGAUUUCUUCCACAACAAGCUCGGGGUAA
This is a messenger RNA of Solanum tuberosum (potato), 453 nucleotides long. RefSeq lists its product as uncharacterized. The transcript is spliced from 2 exons. The coding region runs from base 1 to 453 and encodes 150 amino acids. The record is from RefSeq and is a predicted model, not a curated record. Lineage: Eukaryota; Viridiplantae; Streptophyta; Magnoliopsida; Solanales; Solanaceae.